Salvelinus sp. IW2-2015 is the source of this 1774-nucleotide messenger RNA. RefSeq names its product short-chain dehydrogenase/reductase 3. Gene Ontology annotation, molecular function: all-trans-retinol dehydrogenase (NAD+) activity. Gene Ontology annotation, biological process: retinoid metabolic process; regulation of retinoic acid receptor signaling pathway. Gene Ontology annotation, cellular component: lipid droplet. The record is from RefSeq and is a predicted model, not a curated record. Lineage: Eukaryota; Metazoa; Chordata; Actinopteri; Salmoniformes; Salmonidae.
UUCAACACUGCGGGGACGGGUAGUCAGAGCGCUAUAAAGUAAGCUAUCGGAGUCAGAGGCGGUAACGUCCAAGGAUAGGAACACAACACACUUGUUGUGUAGACGAUUCAGUAGCGCAUGCCUUCGGAGACACUCUCGCCUUCUUUAGGUUACUUGAAAAGUAAUAGCGGACUACCGGUGUAACAUGGUCAUUACUCAAAAAUAAUAGUUUGCCCAUAACCUGAAUAAUCGAUAAACAUGCCAGAGCUCCGUAUAUUGACGCAUUUCUGAGCUUGGGACAUAAUAGCCUAAAUGUUAUGAAACAUUGACUUCAAGUGCUGCAGUUGGCUAGUUUGAGUUUGGUUUUAACCAGAUAUUUACCUAAAAACCGCUCUGCAGAGGACAUCACGAUUGGAGGAUAUCAAACUUGUGUUUGUGUUCGAAAAAUUGAGAGAAUUUAGAUUACUGUAAGAAGAAGUAACAUGGAUUUUAAGUGUUUGAGCUGUAUAGUGUUUUUCCCCAUACACAUUGUCUACUACAUAUUGAAAGCAAGUGUGUACUUACUGCUACCAAGUAGACGAAGAACCCUGAUCAAGGAGGUGGUCCUGAUCACAGGCGGGGGACGAGGUAUCGGUCGUCACCUGGCUCAGGAGUUUGCCAAGCAGGGGGCUAAAAAGGUGAUCCUGUGGGGGCGCACAGAGAAGUGCUUGAAAGAGACAUGCGAAGAUAUCUCCCAAUUUGGAACAGAGUGCCACUACUUCCUGUGCGACGUGGCCAAUCGGGAGGAAGUUUACAAGCAGGCCAAGGUGGUCAGGGAGAAGGUGGGAGAUGUUACGAUCCUGGUGAAUAACGCUGCAGUGGUCCAUGGGAAAAGUCUGAUGGACAGCGACGAUGACUGUCUUUUGAAAUCUCAACAUAUCAACACAAUGGGGCAGUUCUGGACUACAAAGGCCUUCCUGCCACGGAUGCUGGAGCUCCAGCAUGGCCACGUGGUCUGUAUAAACUCCAUCCUGUCCCAGUCGCCCAUCCCUGGGGCCAUUGACUACUGCACCUCCAAGGCCUCCUCCCUGGCCUUCAUGGAGAGCCUGACUCUGGGCCUGCUGGACUGUCCCGGGGUGGGCUGCACCACCGUGCUCCCCUUCCACACCAACACUGAGAUGUUCCAGGGCAUGAGAGUCAGGUUUCCAGCGCUCUUCCCUCCCCUCAAGCCAGAGACAGUUGCUGAAAGGACUGUGGAUGCAGUCAGGACRAACACAGCCUACGUUUACAUGCCCUGGACCAUGCAUGCUCUCGUUGUCCUCAAAAGCUUCAUGCCACAAGCUGCUCUUGAAGAGAUCCACAAGUUUUCUGGAAGCUAUACCUGCAUGAAUACGUUCAAGGGGAGGACAUAAAAAUGAAUUAUCCUGAAUGUCAAUACAUAUCAGAGGAACCUUACUAAGUCUGGAGGAUGUUGAAGGGAAGUAUCCAUGGGCUACAGGACAUUGGGAAACAAUGGAAGCCUUUUGAAAGUAUGCAGGAAAGUGUCUUGGAGACUUUAGCAUACUGUAUAUUGUUGCUCCGACGGGGUAGAUUUCACUUACACGCUGCUGGAACUUAUCCUGGUCUCAUUCUUGAUCUCCUGUGUGUAGUUGGACGGACUAAAUACCAUUCACACAUUGAGCAGAAGCCAUGCGAAACUAAUCUGGAUAAACAGCAGUUUUUUUUUCAAGUCUGUUUUUUAUUAUCCUUUGUUUUCUACCAAUCAUGUGUCUUUGAAUGGAAUCACAUUAAUAAAUUGAUGUUACAGACAACCAAA